GAUUCAGCGCACUUCUCAUGCCCCGGGUCGUGUCAGUGAGGGGCGGUGAUCAUCGCGGAGCUCCUCCCUCCUCUAGGCUGCCGUCACCGGUGCUCGCUGGACCGGAGGAACUCGGCACCAACGAUCAGCCGCCGGCUGCUCCUCUGUGCUGAGGGAAGACUCGGUGCAGCCAGGAGCCUCCCCGCCGCCUCUGCCCGUACUAUCUCAGUGUAACGACGACAUGGCCUCCGACGGCAUGGACGAGCGAUCUCCGCUGCUGUCGGGCCCCAACUCCGAGAACGUGACCCCCACCGCUCCCCCAUACCUGCAGGAUUCAAGUCCCCGAGCCGAACUACCUCCUCCUUACACAGCCAUCGCCAGCCCCGACGCCGGCGGUGUGCCUGUCAUCAACUGCCGUGUAUGCCAGUCGCUCAUCAACCUGGAUGGAAAGCUGCAUCAGCACGUGGUCAAGUGCACAGUCUGCAACGAAGCCACACCCAUCAAGAAUCCCCCAACAGGGAAGAAAUACGUGAGGUGUCCCUGUAACUGCCUGCUCAUCUGUAAAGACACGUCCAGGAGGAUAGGAUGUCCUCGACCAAACUGCAGACGCAUAAUCAACCUGAGCCCUGUGAUGGUGAUCCCAGAGGAGCAACCGGCUCAGCCUGCACUGCCCAUCCAACCUGAGGGAAUGAGGGUGGUCUGCGGUCACUGUGGCAACACCUUCCUAGGCAGUGAAGACGCCAGGUCAUCCCAGCCAAUGUCUGGCAUCCCCAGCGACGGCUCUCCUCCAGCACAACAACAGUGGAUGGAGCUUCGGUUUAACACACUAGCCAAGUGUCCCCACUGCAAAAAAAUAUCCUCUGUUGGCAGUGCGCUCCCCAGGAGGCGCUGUUGUGCUUAUAUCACUAUAGGAAUGAUCUGCAUUUUCAUUGGAGUUGGAUUAACAGUUGGGACUCGGGGGUUUGCCAGUCGUUACAAUGCGACUUACGUAUCUUGGGCGUUCGCCUACCUGCUGGGCCUCAUCUGUCUGAUACGAGCCUGCUACUGGGGUGCUAUAAAAGUCAGCUACCCGGAGAACAGCUUCGCCUAGAGCAGGCUCGGCAUGACACGGCUGAAAAAGCAAACCACACUUUUAGUUUUUUUUUUUCCAUCUUGUUCAGAUUUCAAACCGGUCACGUUCAGUGGAGUGAGACGUCUGCAGAGUCUGGACAGGAUUGUGUUGAAGAGAUGUACUGUGUGUUUGAAGAGGUGUAUGGUAUGUUGGAGAUUUAUCUUGUCUUUGUGUCUGAAAUGUUUUGGAGAGUUUUGACUCGCUGAACAAACCUAAUCCAUGCCCAUCAGUGCUCCUACUUGUUCACAAGGACUCAAAUCCUGCCCAGGUUUUGCCAGAAAUCCUCCAAAAUACAGAAUCAAGAAUUUAGAUUAAAUUUUUCUUCAUGGAUGCCAAAAUUAGCUGAUUUGAAAAUGAUAGUGAAGCAAACUGGUUGGAUUUGGUCUUUCUGGACCAGUUUUUUUUUUCAGCAGCCUGACUGAUACCCACUUGAUUUCUUUUGUUUCUGACCAGACCAAAAUGAGACAACCUCCUAAGAACAGUUUGCCCAUUGCACUACGAUUAUAUGCAAUUGUACGUGUUGUUUUGCUGCUAGUUAAACUCCAGCUACCGAAAGCUGCAUAUCCAUACUGUAUUGUAAACAUUUACCUUGCCUGUGUACACUGACAUAGUAUUGCUAUAUGAUUUUUAACUCUCACAGUGAUCAAUUAAAAAAAGAAAAGAAAAUCCUCCUUAAAUACCCAUGUGUGCCAACUUUGCUACCCAGUAUUAGUCAAGAAGAUAAACAGGAACUUUUGUUUGCCAUGCAGCUUUUAAUUCACUACAGCAAUAACUUUUUUUGAGUUAUUUUGAACCUUUCCUGUGUACCUCCCUGUGUUUCUUCGCUGCAGUUUUGUUGCCUUCUCACUGGUGGAAAAUGAAAACGCGAUGACUUCUGUUUGCAUGUCGGCUUGUUUAUCUGCUGUCACUGAGGUGGUGUUCAUUCUGUUUCCGAGAGGUAGCUGAAGCGUGUCAUGGUCCUGUCUUUGCUCCUUCUGCCUGUGAAUUAGAAUGUAAACCUUCCUCCUCCUCCUCCUCCCCCCUCCACUCUCUGACCUCCAGUGAACUCUGUGCUAGCUAGCAUUGCUAUAGGCUAACUCAGCAUCCUGUCUCUUGACCUUGAUCAGUGGGCAAAGUUAAAACUUCUAACCUUGUUUUGAAUGUGAUGUUGAUGAUGAUGACGAUGAUGAUGACGAAGCAGAAAAUGUUUAAAAAAAAAAAAACAACAACUUUGUACAUAGUGCAGAUUCAGUACUUGGGAAACUGUAGUGAGAGCUGGAAUGGCUUGUGGGUCUUUUUAAAAAAUAAUAAUUUAUCAAUAAAAUGCAAAAAACGCCUG
Molecule: messenger RNA, 2408 nt
Organism: Scatophagus argus
Lineage: Eukaryota; Metazoa; Chordata; Actinopteri; Scatophagidae
Gene: pip4p2
Product: phosphatidylinositol-4,5-bisphosphate 4-phosphatase 2
Exons: 8
Coding region: 221-1069 (282 amino acids)
Biological process (GO): phosphatidylinositol dephosphorylation
Cellular component (GO): lysosomal membrane; plasma membrane; phagocytic vesicle membrane
Molecular function (GO): phosphatidylinositol-4,5-bisphosphate 4-phosphatase activity
Source: RefSeq, a predicted model, not a curated record